UAAAAUUUGCGAAGGAAGCGAGGACAAAGAGAGGCCGGAUCAAAGAGUACGGAGAAGCCAAUAGGAUGCGGGGUCUCUAAUGGAUGCAAAUGAUCAUGAAAAGACAGUGCAAAAUAUGAAACAACUCAUUUGCAGGGAAGUAAAUCACCGAAAACUGUUUAUGAACUGGCAUCCCUUCUUCGAAAUGUAAAGCGAGGACCUCUUUAAGUGGCGGUAUAUUUUUGUGUGGGGGGUGGGGGGUGGGGGGAGGGCGAGCGAGCCGCGGCUGCCAUGCAGGCUUAGACUUUUGGAGGCUUCGCUGUCCUUUUCUAUUCCUGGAAAUCACAAAAAGUGUGGUGGCUUCGAGAUCUUCUUCGCCUUUUCUUUCUUUUCUUUCCCCCACCUCCUCCCUUCCCGUCUCCUUUCCUGGCGAGGGUGACUAGGAGCCGGCGAAUCCGCGUUUUUUUCUCUCUCUCUCCCUCCCUUUCCCCCUCCCCACCCCCUCCCCAACAGCCCCCAACUACAGCCGCCGCCGCCGCCGCCGCCUCAAAAUUCAAUAAAAUGAGCUCUUAUUUCGUCAACUCACUGUUCUCCAAAUACAAAACCGGGGAGUCCCUGCGCCCCAAUUAUUAUGACUGCGGCUUCGCCCAGGACCUGGGCGGCCGACCCACCGUGGUGUACGGUCCCAGCAGCGGCGGUAGCUUCCAGCACCCGUCGCAAAUCCAGGAGUUCUACCACGGGCCGUCUUCGCUGUCCACGGCUCCCUACCAGCAGAACCCGUGCGCGGUGGCCUGCCACGGGGACCCGGGCAACUUCUACGGCUACGACCCGCUGCAGCGGCAAAGCCUGUUCGGCGCGCAGGAUCCAGACCUGGUGCAGUACGCCGACUGCAAGCUCGCCGCCGCCAGCGGCCUGGGAGAAGAGGCCGAGGGGUCCGAGCAGAGCCCGUCGCCCACACAGCUCUUCCCCUGGAUGCGCCCGCAAGCAGCCGCCGGACGCAGGCGAGGCCGACAGACCUACAGCCGCUACCAGACCCUGGAGCUGGAGAAGGAGUUCCUAUUUAAUCCCUAUCUGACUCGCAAGCGGCGGAUCGAGGUAUCGCAUGCGCUGGGACUGACAGAGAGACAGGUCAAAAUCUGGUUCCAGAACCGGAGGAUGAAGUGGAAAAAAGAGAACAACAAAGACAAGUUCCCCAGCAGCAAAUGCGAGCAGGAGGAGCUGGAGAAACAGAAGCUGGAGCGGGCCCCGGAGGCGGCGGACGAGGGCGACGCGCAGAAGGGCGACAAGAAGUAGGCUCCAGCUGGGACUGCCAGGGCCGCGGCCCCCCUGGGCCGCCGGUCCCCGGACCGCGCCACCGUCGCCCGCCCCCGCCCGAGAGAGCUCUGGCCCCGCGAGCGGGGCCCGGAGCCUGGCCUCCCACCGCAGCGUCCCCGCCGCGCCAGUCCCCGCUAGUGGUAGUAUCUCGUAAUAGCUUCUGUGUGUGAGCUACCGUGGAUCUCCUUCCCUUCUCUUGGGGGCCAGGGGGAAAGAAAAGGAUUUUAAGCAUGGACUCCCUCGCCCUGCGAGGGUGAGCGGCUGCGGCCUGGCUGAGCACCCCCCCCCACGCCCCCGCCCCGUGUAAAAAGCCUCCUUGUGCAAUGGUCUUUUUUUCCUUUGAACGUGCUUCUUUGUAAUGACCGAGGUACCGAUUUCUGCUAAGUUCUCCCAACAACAUGAAACUGCCUAUUCACGCCGUAAUUCUGUCUCCCUCCCUCUCUUUUCUCUCUCUUUCUCUCUCUCUCUCGCCUCGUCCUCAUUUCCCCUCCCACCCACCCCCCUCCCCGCUGUCCUUCCCAGCUCGCUGGCUUUCUCUCUGGCUUCUCUCUUUUCCUCCACGCCCCCCCUCCCCCCGCCCGCCGCUUUGGUUUGACAAUUUCGUCUUAAGUGUUUCUCAAAAGAGGUUACUUUAGUUAGCAUGCGCGCUGUGGGCAAUUGUUAAAAGUGUUCUUAGGUUUACUGUGAAGAGAAUGUAUCCUGUAUCCGUGAAUUGCUUUAUUGGGGGGAGGGAGGGCUAAUUAUAUAUUUUGUUGUUCCUCUAUACUUUGUUCUGUUGUCUGCGCCUGAAAAGGGCGGAAGAGUUACAAUAAAGUUUACAAGCGAG
Molecule: messenger RNA, 2119 nt
Organism: Dama dama (fallow deer)
Lineage: Eukaryota; Metazoa; Chordata; Mammalia; Artiodactyla; Cervidae
Gene: HOXB8
Product: homeobox B8
Exons: 3
Coding region: 541-1272 (243 amino acids)
Biological process (GO): regulation of transcription by RNA polymerase II
Cellular component (GO): nucleus
Molecular function (GO): DNA-binding transcription factor activity, RNA polymerase II-specific; RNA polymerase II transcription regulatory region sequence-specific DNA binding
Source: RefSeq, a predicted model, not a curated record